CCUCUCUGGACAAAGGGACCGAUCCACUUAGGGGCUUGGAGAAUCUUAGAAGGUGUUUGAGUUUGCAUAAGAGGAUAUCCUGGGCAGCAAAAGCAAAAGCAAUGAUUGCAGCUUCAGGAUAUACAGGAUCAUUUCCUGAAAGCAAAGGCUACUAUCAAGUGUAAAAUAGCUCAUGCCACUUGCAGCAGAGAAUCUUCGCUAACAGCUGUGGAAAAGAUUCACUAGAUCGCAGGCAAUCCGUACAGCAUAUUUACAGAAGUCGUUACUUUAAUUUAAAAUGGCUGAAGAGUUUGGAAGUUUGGAAUCGGAUGAGCAGUAUGAAGAUAUCCACAACUGGACAGAGCUUAUGUACUACCUCAACAAUUCUUUCUCCCUCUGCGAGGUUGAUCUAGAUGAAGGUGUCAAACAGAUCUUCCUCUUUAUUCUGUAUCUACUUACAUUUGUUUUUGGUCUGGCUGGAAACUUACUAGUGAUAUGGGUAAACUGGCAAUCAAGAAGAAGCAAGAGCUCCAUUAAUCUCUAUAUUUUAAAUAUGGCAGUGGCAGACCUUGGAGUGGUUCUUUCCUUGCCCUUUUGGAUGUUGGAGGCACUUCUGGAAUAUACAUGGCUCUGGGGUGGAUUUUUGUGCCGAUUUACACAUUAUUUCUAUUUUGCCAACAUGUUCAGCAGUAUAUACUUUCUUACUGCUCUAAGCGUGGACCGCUACUUGACUCUAACAUCGUCUUCAGUGUUCUGGCGUCAAAACCAGGUAAAGAUCAGAAAAGGUCUUUGUAUUGGUAUCUGGGUGAUUUCUGCCAUUUUUCCCAUACCAGAUGUUAUCCACAUGCAAUUGGUGGAUACUUCAGACCCAGUGUGCAUGUUUAUGGCACCAUUUGAGUCCUAUGAUGAAUGGGCUCUUGCGGUUACUCUCAUGACAACAAUCCUUGGGUUCCUGAUCCCUUUUGUUGUAAUCCUCAUUUACAAUCUGAUGACUGCCUAUCACAUUAAGAAAUCUGGAAGACCAGAAAGCCGAAGACACUGUCGGCUUAUUUAUGCCUACAUAUUGACGUUCCUACUUAGCUGGCUGCCCUAUCAUGCCACUGUGAUAAUACUGACACUACAUGGAUCCUACAUCUUUAUCAACUGCCGCUUUGCACAUAUUCUUUAUUUUUUCUAUGAGAUAAUUGACUGCACUUCAUUGCUUCACUGUGUGGCUAAUCCAGUCCUUUAUAAUUUCCUCAGCAAGGAUUUCAGGGGCAAAUUCAUUAAUGCCGUUGUCAAGUACAUUCCAAAGGAGAAAAAGGCUGGUGAAAAUGCUCCAGAACAUUCCACGUCUGUUACUGAUCAUUCAGUUGUAAUAACGAAAGAACCAGGAACACUUCCCGACAUUCCUGGCAACAAUAUUCCAGAAUUAAAAAUGUAAUUUUUUUUCAAAUGAACUCGCCAGCCAGUUUAGACUUGUUAAGGAAACAUGCAUUGAGAUGAAUAUAUGGAGGAUAACCAUGCUGACCUCUCCUUUUGAAAAUGCCAUUUUGCUUGCCUGUCAUGCUGUUCAAGUGGCUUUAAUAUUGACAUUACACAGAUUUUGCUUGCUGCUAGCUCUUUGACCAUGAUUCAUGCAACUAGCAUUUUCCCUGUCUACAUUUUUCAGUACAGAUUUCCUUUUAAAAGGUAAUAGCCCUGCCCAAGAGCAGAAAUCACAAGUAACAUUGAUACUAAAGGCUCAAUUUAACUGACUUUAAGGAUAAGUUCUGCCCAACAUCCAUCCCUCCAGAUGGGUGCUCUCAAUGAAGAAUAGGCUGGUGGGCAGUGUAAGCCUAGGGAAGCCAGGGCCUUCAUAAAACGAAAUUCAUAGGGUUGAAAAGAGGCUAUUCUGGCUUAUAAGGGUUAGAACAGGCACCUUUGGCUGACCAGUUUGCUUUAAGAUAUUUAUAAGACUAUAAGAGAUAAACCAAAGCAAUCAAAAUGGUGUUGUUGCCUUCAUAAUCUGUUGUAGUUCACAUUUUUUUUUCUAAGUUAACAUUUAAGAACGAAAAUAAAGAAACCUUUACCGGUCUGUGAUGGGCAGGCAUGAAAUGGCAUUUAUUAGCUUAUUUUCUCAUAAAUCAGCACUACUGACCUUUGUGCUGUUCUCUUGUAUAUCAUAAUUAUACACAAUGAGAGUUACUUUGACUAUGGCAUUAGGUUCCAUUUACUGCUCCAUCACAAUAAACCUCAUGUGAAUUAUUAUAAGCUAUACCGCUAAAACCUUUGUAUAUGUUACAGUUUUGUGUAGUAAGCCAUAGUGGGUUCAAAAUGUGUAAUUACGUUCUGACCACAAAUGGAUCAAGCACUGGAAAAUGAUCAAUUUCUAUUCAGGCCACAUGCAUUGGUUUGACUAACUGAUUAUAUGAGAACAUUCUCAGGAAUGACAGUCAUUUUGGAACCAUGAUAUAAAUGUAUAUGGGUAUGUGUCCACCCAACCUGUAGUUCUCUAUUUAAAAAAAUAAAUGAAAAUGUUUUGGCUCUAGGUCUGCAAUCCGAAAUGCAGCAUUACAAGAAACAAUGUGAUACUCCUGAAGAAACUUCAUGAAAAAUCUUGAGGCUUAAAGAUAUGCAUUCCCUCUGACCACGCUGUCCUUCAGCCAAAAGACAAUUCCUGAUUAAAUGAAGGCUUGAGGAAGAGGACAAAUAUUCAACAUAUGAAAAUAAUGUAUAACUAGUUUUGAGAACAUUUUACCAUGUUCCACAGAGAAAUGGACUAACCGUACAUAUUUAAUCUUACCCUAUUUACCCUGAAAUGCUAAGUUGGACUGAAGACAGUAAGAACUCCCAGAUGAUCUAUGAUGAAAAGAUUAAAGGCAUGACAGUAAGAACUCCAAGAUGAUCUAUGCUUAAAAGAUAAAGGCAUUGCAAAAAAGAUACACUGAUUUGUAAAUAAUGAAUGUUUUGUAACAAAAGAUGAAAUGUUCAUGUCAUAUUGUAUUUCAGAUUGUAUUUUCAUUAAAAUAAGUAAACUAAGGAG
Molecule: messenger RNA, 2983 nt
Organism: Rana temporaria (common frog)
Lineage: Eukaryota; Metazoa; Chordata; Amphibia; Anura; Ranidae
Gene: ACKR5
Product: G protein-coupled receptor 182
Exons: 2
Coding region: 278-1402 (374 amino acids)
Biological process (GO): G protein-coupled receptor signaling pathway
Cellular component (GO): membrane
Molecular function (GO): G protein-coupled receptor activity
Source: RefSeq, a predicted model, not a curated record